Messenger RNA from Sinocyclocheilus anshuiensis, 3503 nucleotides. RefSeq names its product RAB43, member RAS oncogene family (gene rab43). Lineage: Eukaryota; Metazoa; Chordata; Actinopteri; Cypriniformes; Cyprinidae. The coding region runs from base 367 to 993 and encodes 208 amino acids. The record is from RefSeq and is a predicted model, not a curated record. The transcript has 4 exons. Gene Ontology annotation, molecular function: GTP binding; GTPase activity.
GAUUGGUCGACUGGACGCCGACGUCACCAUUCCAUCCAUAGCGUCACUGUUUCGUUCGUUAUAACGUGACCGUUAUAGUUUUUUUCCGGCGAUAAAGAGGUGAAACUAUCUGAUGUCUAGUGCAGCGAGUAGCUUCUCAUUCUGUUUAUUUACCGUGAAGCAGGCAGGCGCUGCUCUGAGACACCUAAAGCAGCGCCGCUGAGGUGCUUGAACUCUUCCGUGUUGUCGAGCGCGUGCAGGUGGUGUGUGUGUGUGUGUGUGUGUGUGUGUGUGUGUGUGUGUCUCCACGUCACUCACGUCCCCGCGAAACAACCGGAGGCACCGAGUAUCGGUUUAUCGGUGAGCACUCGCUGCACGGCUAACGGCAUGUCACUGCUGGACUCUGACGACAGCUACGAUUUAGUCUUCAAAAUCGUUCUUGUCGGAGAUGUCGGUGUCGGCAAAACUUGUGUGGUUCAGCGUUUCAAGACCGGGAUAUUCAUCGAAAAGCAAGGGAACACGAUCGGCGUGGACUUCACCAUGAAGACGCUGGAAAUCCACGGGAAGCGGGUUAAGUUACAGAUUUGGGAUACAGCUGGACAGGAGCGGUUUCGCACGAUCACACAGAGUUACUACCGCAGCGCCAAUGGUGCCAUCAUCACUUACGACAUCACAAAGAGAGCCUCUUUCAUGUCUGUGCCCAAGUGGAUGGAGGAUGUGCAGAAAUAUGGGGGUUCCAACAUUGUUCCUCUGUUAAUUGGUAAUAAAUCAGACUUGACCGACUUGCGUGAAGUUCCACUUGAGGAUGCACAGACCAUGGCUCAUCAGCUGGAUUUUGUUAGUGCCAUCGAGACUUCAGCCAAGGACUCUAGCAAUGUGGAAGAGGCAUUUAACAAAAUGGCCAGUGAGCUCAUUCUCAGACAUGGCGGGCCCAUGUUCACUGAAAAUGUAACGGACAGCUUUAAACUCAACAGCAAGGAUGUGACCAAUGAGGUCUGGGGAUGUGGGUGUUGAUGACUGUUCAGAAAGCAAUAAAAAGCUUUGGUUCUUACCACUCACUCAGUUAUAUAAAUUGGGUCCUGUCAGCAGAUGCUGAAUUUGAAGCGGGAGACACUGAGGAUACAUUUCUAGGAGUGGCUUAUAAAAGACCCACAAAACAGCACCAUGUGAUUUUAUAAACCUACAGUUGAACGUAACAGUGAAGACGCUGGGUAGAGACCAGUUUGAUUGCAAGCACAAAAUUGCCACGCUUUUUUUUUAAAUCAUAACCAGCCAGAAUUUAUGUGCAAUUAUUUUCAAAACCCAGUAAGAAGUUUCCAGUAAGAAACCAUUUGUUUCUCCAUUGAACGCAAAAUUGCUGUGCGACGUGACACAAUCAGCCAAUCAGGUCGUGUUUGGUGUUUAAUGUGCAGUUAUGUGUAGCAAGACUUUGGACAAAUGAGAUUUCACAAUGGGCGGGGCUUCCUAGAGCAACAACUAACAAAUAGAAACCAAGCUGUUGAUAAAAUAUCCUAUCGCUUGUUGGACCAGCUGUUAAGAUUACACAUGUACAGUAUGUGACACGUACAUCUCAGCAGAAGUUUUGUACUGUAUGUUUUGGUUGCCCGUGGAGCUUAUCCGGGAAAGAUACCACAUUUAUUUGAUGCAAAUGAAACGAGGCUGUGAGGGUUAGACAGUGGACAUAAUUUUAACGCUUUGUCAUCUGUAUGAUCGACACGGAACUAUUUCGCAUUCCAUUUGUAGUAAAUGAAAUGUGUCGUCUAGCCAGACUAAGGUCCACUGCCACUUGCUUAAUCUUCCUAAUAGUUAUGUAACCGUUUCAAGACCUUUAGUAACAACGGCUCAGCGAGGCUUAAGUCAUUGUCAUCAAUAUUUCGACAUUUUAUAGCUACUCAAGAUUUCAAGUGCAGAUGCAGCAGUGGUAGUGUGAAAAUGUUGAAAUGGACAUUUGCACCAGAACACAGAGACAAAUAAAUCACUUCUAUUCCACAGAAGGGAAUUUCUGUAGAGGUUAUUGGGUUCAUGACCAGAAAUCUCACAUUCUCCAUUGACUUGACUGACCUGAAUUCUCAGCAUGGUAUCAACAGCCACGGUCCUAAGACAUUUUGCCAAUGUUUUCAGAACGUUUUUAAGAUUUAAAGAAAAAUGUUAAAAAAUGCAACAUUUUUAAGAGUGCAUUCAAUAAUGAAGGUAGCCAGGUUCUGUUGUAAAUGAGUGGCCAUAUGCAGUUCUCUAGGGUAAAUUGGUUUGAAUACAGUGUGUUGAACGGCUGCCAUGAUGGGUUACUUUACACUCUAAUUAUGUACUAUUUUGUGAUAACGUAGGCAUUUUUUAUAAACUGGCAAAUUUUAAAAAUGCAGACUGUUCUUGCAACCCUUUUGAACUGACAUUUUAUUAUAGAUGUCACAUGGGCAUUGCUAUUUUGUGUUUUGCAUUCAUUUAGUACCACAAAGCCUUAAAUUAAAUUAUAAUAGAGUAUAAUAAACUAGCUUUUUAAACUUGCAAAAAAAACAUGUUUCUGAUAAUAUUGUACCAUGUGUAAUUUGUGAGAAGAUUGCACCGAUGAAUUUGGAAGUAACAUCAAUUGCUGUUACAUCUCAAGUAAGCAUGAAUAACCAGAGCCAUUUUACAUGCAAUAGCGUAUUUGUAUUUGCCUGCAAUAUCUUCUUAAGGUUAAGAGCUCAGUUUGGUACUUUUUAUAUAUCACUGACCAACACAUAUGGUAUGGUGGCAGCCUUUAAGAAUGUCAAGUCUUUAGUUUCACAAAUGUGUAGUUUGGAAAAAAAUAAUUCAUUAUACAGAAUUGUUGAGGUAUAUGAAUGAAAGAAGACAGUAUCUGAAAUAUAUUGACAGAUGUACUAGAAGGUAAAUCAUUGGACGAGCAUUCUUCAGAUAAUUUAUAGUGCCUUUUAAUAUUGUUGUAGUUUGUUAGUAUUGUCAUCGUGGUAUUACUAUGCGUUUUGCUGUUUGUCAAUCAGUUAAAUGUUUUGAGAAACAUGAUCAAUUUGUAUUUGGUAAUAAAUUGUUCUUAUAUUAUUUUAUCAAUAAAACUGUCACAGCAUAACUUGUAUGUAAGACUUUAAGAAUUUACUACAGAAUUAUGUUUGUUUUAAAUGUUUAAUUAAUUUAGGGGGGGAAAAACACGUCUUUAAUGGUCACAACUACCUCAAGAACUAGAAGAUUUGUAUAUUGGAGUUGUAAACCUUGCACAAGAUCAUUUACUGGUAACCCCCCCCACCCCCCAAAAAAAGUGGAUGGCUUUUAUUUUCUAAGGGUUGUUUUGUCUCAGUGCAAAUCUCACCAUAAUGUUACAGUGUAACAGCAACCAAAACAAACAUAAAUAACCUAAUAAAAAAAAAGAAUGGAGGCAUAACAAUGUAACAAUUAUCUAUGUAAUAAUGGCACAACGAAAGGUAACAAUACGGAACAUGUUGAAUUAAUAUGAGGUAUUACACAAACAACUUGCAAUGCUAAAAUGGCAAGUUACUGUAAUAUGAUUUUAACAAUGUUAAACUAACUGUGAA